AUGUUACCGGAGUCCCUUAAGACCCUGGGGGAUUGUCCUGAGGUCGUAGUGGCGGUCAGCAGGGACCCUAGCCGCCCGCAAGCUCGCGCGCGGGGCCGGAUCUCUCCACUCGCAGCCUUCGCUCCCAACAGCCUCCCCAGCCGGCCGCCAGCCGCGAACCGCCUCCGCCCACAGGCGCGGCGCAGGCCGGGGCGGGUCACAGGCGCCCGCGGGCAGGAGUGCAGUAAUAUGGUUGAUGGUAAUUUGGAAGACACUCCCAGGGAGAUGGUAAUUGAGUUCAAUCCUCCAUUGUACAGACAGCGGUAUCAAUUUGUUAAAGAUUUAGUGGAUGAACGGGAACCCAAGAAGGUUGCAGACCUGGGAUGUGGUGACACUUCACUUAUGACGCUGCUGAGAGUCUGUCCGUGCAUUGAACUGCUUGUUGGAGUAGAUAUCAAUAAGGAUACAUUACAGAGGAGAAGGCAUAAGUUAUCUCCCUUCAUAGGGCAUUAUCUGAGUCCCCGGGACCUGGAUUUGACUAUCACAUUAUAUCAUGGCUCUAUUGUGGAAAAGGAUUCUCGUUUGCUUGGAUUUGACUUGAUAACAUGUAUUGAAUUGAUAGAGCAUCUGGAUUCUGGCGAUCUGGCCAGCUUCCCUGAAGUGGUGUUUGGGUACAUGUCUCCAUCCUUGGUCGUCAUCAGCACACCAAAUGCUGAGUUCAAUCCCCUGUUCCCGUCAGUGACCAUGAGAGAUUCAGAUCAUAAAUUUGAGUGGACCAGAAUGCAGUUUCAGACUUGGGCUCUGUGUGUGGCGGAUCGCUACAAUUACUCUGUGGCGUUCACUGGUGUGGGGGAUCCCCCCUCUGGGGCAGAGAGUGUUGGCUACUGUACCCAGAUUGGCAUCUUCCAGCAGAACGGAGGAAAAGCCCCGGAGUUGCGCGUGGCCGAGCUGUGUGAGCAACAUAUUUAUACAACUGUUUUCACGGUCUCCUACCCGAGCCUACAGCAGGAAAGGUAUCUCGUCCCUCAGCUGAUGAGUCAGGUGUCCCAGCACGUGGAAAGCUUGAGAGUGGGCUACCUGCGGAGUCUGCAAGAGCAGGACGGAGCCCUGAAGGCGAAGCCAGAAGACCCUGGUGGCUUCGGACCUUCCUUCACAGAGGAUGAAAAAGCCCGGAUCGAGAAGUCUCCCAAGCCCUUCUGUGUGGGCAGCAAGUUUUUCGUGCCCCUGCGGAGACUCCUCGCUUAUUCCAGGCUGAGCCGCCUGUGCGCCAGCGAGGAGGUGCUGAGGUCACGCAUCGCGGCCUCCAUGCCCCUGAGCGGCGAUGGCUCUGCCGUGGUCGUGGGCCUGCACGGCCGCUCAGACCCUCAGAGUCGCUUCUGA
This is a messenger RNA of Carlito syrichta (Philippine tarsier), 1359 nucleotides long. It is a transcript of the gene HENMT1, whose product is annotated as HEN methyltransferase 1. The record is from RefSeq and is a predicted model, not a curated record. The coding region runs from base 1 to 1359 and encodes 452 amino acids. Gene Ontology annotation, molecular function: O-methyltransferase activity; RNA methyltransferase activity. Gene Ontology annotation, cellular component: cytoplasm; nucleus. Gene Ontology annotation, biological process: siRNA processing; piRNA processing; RNA methylation. NCBI's taxonomy places the organism in Eukaryota, Metazoa, Chordata, Mammalia, Primates, Tarsiidae. The transcript has 7 exons.